Messenger RNA from Pseudomassariella vexata, 467 nucleotides. RefSeq lists its product as uncharacterized. NCBI's taxonomy places the organism in Eukaryota, Fungi, Ascomycota, Sordariomycetes, Amphisphaeriales, Pseudomassariaceae. The record is from RefSeq and is a predicted model, not a curated record. The transcript has 2 exons. Bases 240 to 464 code for a protein of 74 amino acids.
CACGAGAUGAGUUUUCUUUUGGAUUCAUUCCUUGCACUUUCCACAGGUUGGUAGUCGAUUCAAGGGCAGCUGGCUUGGCCGAAACCUUGACAAAGCAAAAGACACCGCUAAACCGUUACAUCAACUGCCGUUUUUCGCCCAUUGACCUGCAUAUCUGUUUGAACAACCAUUACGUGGCGCGACACACCAAAUUACCGGGCAACUGGACGACAAAAUAAACGACACAAUCAGGUGGAAUCAUGAAGUUAGUCCUGGUCCACUACACUGGAAUAUUGAGCUAUCCCGUAGUAUUAUACCCUGGGGUCGCCAGUCAGUCGCCGUGCUGGGCUCUGAUCGUCGACGUUCGAGCACCUGAUUUGUCCGCUACCACAGCACAAAAGCGUCCUAGGAGCGUGCUUGUGAGGUAUCGGUACACGUUUUUUCUCCGGGUCUGGUCUGGUCUGGCCUGUGUUCCACUUCUAUAAAUG